AUGAAGUCCAAACGCAAGAGGACAGAAGACGUGGAUACGACACCAGAUACGAAGGCCCCUGAUACGGGAGCCUCUUCAGAAAACGAUCUAACCUCCAGAAGGGCAGUGGCAAUAGAGUACGCUGUCACCCAAUUACAGCAUAGCAUCCGUCAGAUAAUCAAAGAGUCGUUAAAUUCUGAGCAGCUGCGCAACUCUUUGGCUAACAUACAGAAGCAGAAAGAUGGAAAUGAGGUUUUGCUGGCUCUUCAAAGAAAUCAGAAGCUUCAGCUCGCUGCGAGGCUGAAGGAUCUCUAUGAGAGUGGAAAGCUAAAAAUAUUUGACCAAAUAGCAGAUUUUGACGAGAGCACAAAGUUGAAGGGAUCAAGCAAAAUGAGACUCAAAGUCAAACGACACAAGAGCAAUACACAUCUGAAAAAUGAUAUACUCAACACAGGCAUUCCUCCACUUCCCCGAAUUGAGGACCCGGUUACAGAAGCGAGAGUCUUCACACAUCGGUCUGCAGUCAGUAACAGCAACCAUCUUUCUAAGAAAGAGAUUUUGGAGUCGAACAACGAGCGAUUAGAGUUUUUAGGAGAUUCGAUCAUCAACGCCCUCGUUACACAAAUACUGUUUGAGCGAUAUCCGAGCUACGACGAAGGAGAAUUAUCCAUUUUACGCUCUCAGCUAGUCUGUAACAGCUCUCUUGGCCAAUUCUCUGAAAAGUACGGCUUUCCCGAGAAACUGGUUGUGAAUUUUGCCAAGGAUGCUGCAUUCCAGAAGGGUAAGCACAAAAUCUACUCAGAUGUCUUUGAAGCUUAUGUUGGCGGGUUGUACGUUGACAGCAACUAUUCUAACUUGGACACGAUAAAAAAAUGGUUAGAUCAGCUUAUCACACCGCAACUUUCCAAGCUAACGGAGAGGUUCAAUCAGAAGAAUCUCAAUAAUGAUGCAAAGGCACGACUGUACGCUCUUAUAGGAUCAGCAGCACUACCCCCACGCUAUAUCACCAAACAAACUGGAAACGGUUUUGAUGUCUCUUUUAUUGUUCAGUGCAUGAUUGGUGAUGAAGUAAUUGGAGAAGGAGAAGGAUCGAAUUUGAAACAGGCCGGGCUCAAAGCUGCAGAGGAUGCGUUGAGCAAGAGAGAGGUCAUUGAAAAGUAUAUCAAGCUGCGGGAAGCCACCCCGAAGGAAGUUUCGGUUAUUCCAAACGCCAUCGAGGAAAAACCUAACAUGAAUACAAGACGGCUGAAAGCAAACCCUGAAGACUUCGAUAUACCUCUGCCAGCAUUAAUGCCCCAGUCAGAGGUGGAUGAAACCUCGUCUGACAAGCUCUACGCUAUAUUGUCCAAAAAUAAGGUUUUGCCGGUCUACAAAACUGUUACCAAAGGUAAAGAAUUUGAGACUACUCUACUGAUCAAUGACGUGGCAGCCUGCAUAUCAUCUGCUCCGAGCAAAAAAAGGUCGCGAAAUCAAUGUGCCGCAUUUGUUCUCGCCCAUCCUGGAAUUCUGCCCCGCUGUCACGUCUUUGUUGAUUGA
Messenger RNA from Ogataea haglerorum, 1515 nucleotides. RefSeq lists its product as uncharacterized. Gene Ontology annotation, cellular component: nucleus. The record is from RefSeq and is a predicted model, not a curated record. Bases 1 to 1515 code for a protein of 504 amino acids. Gene Ontology annotation, biological process: regulation of gene expression; rRNA processing; primary miRNA processing. Gene Ontology annotation, molecular function: ribonuclease III activity; double-stranded RNA binding. The transcript has a single exon. NCBI's taxonomy places the organism in Eukaryota, Fungi, Ascomycota, Pichiomycetes, Pichiales, Pichiaceae.